AUGAUUGAUCAAAAUACAGGUGCUAUAAUAGUAGGGUGUCUUCUAAUCCUAUUGACCACGCUUGCAUACUUCGUGUUGACCGCAAAGAAGAGCGCAACUACCAGUAAGACAAAAGAGCCUGCUGUAUUCAUUACAGGUCCAUCAAAAAGUGGCAAAACAGCACUAUUUACAUUGCUAACCACUGGUGAAGUAAGAAAUACUGUUACUUCUCAGGAUACAAAUAUUAAAAAGAAUUAUGAAUCCCGUGUUAACUUAAUCGAUUUCCCAGGUCAUGUAAAGCUACAUUAUAAGCUGAUGGAUGCUUUGAGGGAAACAGAACAUAUUAAGGGUAUAUUAUUCGUUGUGGAUGCUACUAUUGACCCUAAGAAAUUAAGUGAAACUGCAGAAUUCUUAUUAGAAAUAUUGACUAUAACUGAAGUCUCCAAGGAACCAAUUGAUAUAUUGAUUGCUUGUAACAAAUCAGAAUCGUUCACCGCCAGACCUCCUGCAAAGAUAGUGGAAGCAUUGGAAAAAGAAGUAGGACUAACAAUUGAAAGACAUAACAAAUCUUUAGGUGAAGUUAAAAAGAGAGCAGAUUUCAAUGUUGGUGGUGACGAUGAAAGUGAUGAUGAAAAUGCUGGUUUCCUUGAAAAUUUCAAUGGAAAUACUAAAUUUAAGUUUUCAAUGUUAGAAGGUGAAGUAGAAUAUAUGAAGGGUAGUGUAACAAAAAAGGAUAUUGGUAACUGGGAAGAAUGGUUAGAUGGUAAGGUAUCUGCAUAA
Molecule: messenger RNA, 759 nt
Organism: Maudiozyma saulgeensis
Lineage: Eukaryota; Fungi; Ascomycota; Saccharomycetes; Saccharomycetales; Saccharomycetaceae
Source: the annotation of a GenBank genome assembly